AUGUCGGCUGAGGACAUGGAGGCUGCCGAGACCCUAAACAGCCUACUUGAACAAAAAUACCACUCACCUAGGCAAAACCCUCCCACUCUAGUCCAGACUCAGGUCACCUUCGAAUCGGAUCAACCCGAACCGCUCCUCAGGCUGUUCACGAGCCAAUACCCUCUUGCUGGCAGUCUUAUUAAUGGCUCUUUGUCUGCCUACAAAACCACUCAGUCAUAUAUUCCCGGCGCCGAAUGGACCGAGAGGAAUGUUGGCCUACCCAUCGCGGGUACUGUCGCAAGAAUAUCCGGUGUCGAAGGUGGUUUGAGGUGGGCUCUGAAACCAAAGCGCGACGGACGUCCUUCCAGCGCUGCUCGGACACCAGACGUCGAGAAAGGCUAUUCCGACAUCACCUCCGGCGGUACAGACCGUCCAUCCUCCGAUCUGGCCUACUCCGAGACUCUACCCGCCUACAGCCCUGGUGAUCGUUCUCCACCUUACAGCGAACAGCAGAUUCUUCUUAAAUCACGCGACCGACAACCACCUCCCGGAUGGCGUCAACAACUCGUCAUCUCCACAAGUGGUCUUGGUGUCGCAAUGAGUGAUGACUCAAUCAGAAGCCUUCGCUACUGUCUGAGCUGGUUAAGGUGGGCAAAUGGACAUCUCGGCGAGGCAAUCCAGAAUCUCAAGAAUCUACUAGAGAGAUGGGAUGAAGGUAUCACCCCUGGCGAACAUCCUGCACCCAUGUCAGUCGCCAGCAUGACCCAGAGCCAAGAAGAGCGACGCCAGGCGGCAUUAUCAGCACGCAUUGCCGCUUUGAAAGCUGAUGUCCUCAAAACACUCAAAGAUGUCAUUGCCAUUGUUUCAAAUUACGCCGGUGGCGCAUUACCCACGAACGCACGUGAACUUGUUCACAGACAUCUGACCAGCCUUCCACAGCGAUUUAGUCUCGCAAACAUGGCCGGAAACAACCCCACUGAUGGAUCUGAAGAAAGUUCCAACGAUUCUGAAGCUGCUCAGUCAGGACGAAGAGUCAUGUUACUCGCCCAGGAAGGCCUAGACAUGAUGACGCAAGUCUCGAGGGUGGUCAAUGAUACCCUAGUCAGUGCCGAGGGCUGGUGCGAGAAAUUGGGCCGUCGCACCAACUCACAAUCUCAGCAACCAAUGCUUCUCGAUGAGAAAUCAGAUAACGCUUCGAUGCGAAGUGAGACUAUUGCACCGAGCGAUAGGACAAUUGAAUCCAGCCACCAGCAACAAUUUGGUGAUGAUGUGCAUAUGGAAAUGUAA
Molecule: messenger RNA, 1266 nt
Organism: Exophiala bonariae
Lineage: Eukaryota; Fungi; Ascomycota; Eurotiomycetes; Chaetothyriales; Herpotrichiellaceae
Exons: 2
Coding region: 1-1266 (421 amino acids)
Biological process (GO): endoplasmic reticulum unfolded protein response; regulation of transcription by RNA polymerase II; phospholipid biosynthetic process
Cellular component (GO): nucleus; endoplasmic reticulum
Molecular function (GO): transcription corepressor activity
Source: RefSeq, a predicted model, not a curated record